Molecule: messenger RNA, 2725 nt
Organism: Manihot esculenta (cassava)
Lineage: Eukaryota; Viridiplantae; Streptophyta; Magnoliopsida; Malpighiales; Euphorbiaceae
Product: protein LONGIFOLIA 1
Exons: 4
Coding region: 246-2648 (800 amino acids)
Biological process (GO): regulation of monopolar cell growth
Source: RefSeq, a predicted model, not a curated record
GUACUUUUUUGGCAUUUGGGAAAAAAUAAAGGGCGAGUCUCGUCAUUUCCUCUAUCCCUGCCUGCAUCUCCUUCAACUUCGCCCACCCCUUCAAAAAGACCAGCAAAGCGGGAGAAGUUGAUGUAGGCUCUGUCAGAGAGAGAUGGAGAUUGGUGAGCGAUAGUUCGCCAGAGAGAGCGUUUCCUUUUUUGUGGAUUGAGAGUGAGUUGACGUUCAAGUUUGAAGGAUAGACCAGAGCAAAAACAAUGACGGGGGUGGUGCAAGAACAGAAGGAGCAGAUAGAGAAGCAUAUGGGGUGCAUGGGAGGGUUCCUUCAGAUCUUUGAUCGCAACCAGAUUCUCGCCGGAAAACGCCUUUACGCCACUAAGCGCCUCCCUCCCUCUACGGUAGUUGAUUCUAGUCCCGAGUCGGAGAAGGCCAUAGGGUCUCCAGCAAUAUCGAGUGUAUCAGAGGAGCAGCAAACAAGAUCAAUGCCUUCUCCAGGACACUCGAAGCAGCAAAACUCUCCGGUGACGGAGCUCCGAACUCCGGUGCCGGAGCCCCAGGCCAAAUUGCCUCUUCCUCUUCCGGUAUUCGAGCUUAAACAAGGGACAAAGUCUUCGUGGAAAUUUUGCAAAGAAGCUCCUAGACUUUCUCUUGAUAGCAGAGCAACCUUCGACGCCAAAGGAAGCCUUAAACCGAAAGAGAUCCGUACAAAUGCUGCAAUUUUAUCCGUAAGCUCUUGCGAGAAGAAUGGAGAUGAUACAGAUGAUAACGAGAAACAACGCCGAUCGCCUAGCGUAAUAGCAAGGCUGAUGGGUCUGGAGAAAUUACCGGAAUGCGAAAAUGAACAGGCAAAAAAACCUGAACUGCGAAGAUCUGCUUCAGAGUCCAGAGCCUCCAGAGAUCUUCUGCAGUAUCGAUUCAUCGACGGCGUCAAUUUCCAGUUAAAGAACGCGCAACAAAGUAGUGCACAGAGCAAUGUUCCAAGUAAUAUGAUCAGAGACGAUGCAGUUAAAAAUCAAAAAAUGAAUGGCAGAACAGUAGAUCAACAGGAGUAUAAUGGUGUGAGAAAUGCUAGAGUUGAGCCUGCUGGUGCUAGGGCAACUCACAGAGGCAUAGGGCAAAGAAAGAGCUUCUAUGAUUCAGCUGAUUUCUUCCCUGAGCCUAAGCAUCCUGUGUCUAUCUGUGGCGAGAUUGAGAAGAGGCUAAAAAUGAGAGGAAUCGAUGAGCCAUCUAAGGAUCAUGAGACUCUUAAGCAAAUCCUCGAGGCUCUGCAGCUUAAAGGUCUUCUACAUUCCAAGAGGCCAUCAAACCAAAACAAUCAAAGAAUUUUGUGCGACAGGAGGUUCUCACAAGACGAAUCGCCUAUCGUUGUAAUGAAGCCGGUAAGAUCAACAUUUCCUUCUCCUCCGGUGAACCGGCCGGCCAGAAUUGGUAACGAUUCAUCUCCGAGUUUUAGAGCCAGGUCUGCAAUUCGCCGGGACUCGAUUCUCUCCGGUGAAACAUUGCCGGCAGUGAGUCCCAGACGUGAGCGACCAGAGAUUGAACGUAAUAUACGGAACCAAAACAGAGGUCGGAAUUCGAGUUCGCCUCCUCGAAGUGAAAGCAGCGUCAAGAGUCCCAACAGAAGACCGUUGACCGUUGAAACGCAGAGGAGAGUAAGUAAUAAUUCAAGUGAACGGGGAAGAGUUUCUCCAGUUCAGUCUCCUAAAGUUAGUUCGAGAAGAACCUUUCCGGAUCCGAGCACAAGCCGAUCACCCAGAAUCAGGAAACCAACAGUUGAAGUUUACAAGGAGGAGAAAGUGUUUAUUGCUGCGGAGGAUGAAUCAUCCUCCAUUUCUGAGAGUAGCAUCAGCACGUCUUCUCAGACCGAAACAGAGGCAUUUCUAUUACGGAGUUCCAAGAUGGAGGACAACAAGCAAGGUAGGAGUCUGCUGGAGAGGUGCGAUAAACUAAUCCAUAGCAUAGCCGAAAUAACAACGAGUGAGCAGCAACCCAGUCCAGUAUCGGUUCUGGACUCGUCGUUUUACAAGGAGGAAUCUUCUCCUUCGCCUGUCAUGAAACGGAGCGUUGAUUUCCAAGAUCAUUUAGCCGAUGUGGACGACGAUUUGUGGAACCCAGCAGUGCAGCUAAAAUUAGAGGAAAAUUCAUACGACUGUGAUUUCAUCUACAUUUCUGAUAUCCUCAGGGCUUCCAAUUAUUUACCUGAUGACUCUGAUGUCUUCCUUUUACUUGAAAAGCAACAGUAUUUAAAGGGAAACGACACUUCCAAAGUCUCUAGACUCCAAAGGAAGCUUAUUUUCGACACCAUUGCAGAAAUUCUCAAGAAGAAGAGGCAAUUGCCCCCAUGGAAGUCUAUUAGUUGGACAAAUGCUGCUGGCGGACAAGCUUCCUUGCAACAAAUUUGGUCUGAAUUUCAAAAAAUUCGCGAGAGUUGGGACGCAUCGGAUGAUUUAUUGAAUGUGAUUUGCAGUCUGCUAAAGAAAGAUCUCGCAGGGGAUGCCAUCAAUGGAUGGGAAGACUGCCCAAUUGAGAUGUCUGAAGCAAUUUUAGAUAUUGAGAGGCUAAUUUUUAAGGAUUUGAUCUGUGAAAGCAUCCGAGAUCUCGCUGCCAUUACUGGGAAAUACAAUCAGGCAUCAUUGCCGCGGAGAAAGUUGGUUUUCUGAAAGCAAGGGAGGAUAAGAAGCAGCCUUUGUUUUUUAUUAUUUUUAAAAAAUUUAAUUCCCGCGCUUUAUUUCCUGCA